Rasamsonia emersonii CBS 393.64 is the source of this 1374-nucleotide messenger RNA. RefSeq lists its product as uncharacterized. The record is from RefSeq and is a predicted model, not a curated record. The transcript has 6 exons. Gene Ontology annotation, biological process: autophagy; autophagosome organization; protein autophosphorylation. Lineage: Eukaryota; Fungi; Ascomycota; Eurotiomycetes; Eurotiales; Trichocomaceae. Gene Ontology annotation, molecular function: protein serine/threonine kinase activity; ATP binding. Bases 1 to 1374 code for a protein of 457 amino acids. Gene Ontology annotation, cellular component: cytoplasm; autophagosome.
AUGGAAUACUUCCCACACGAUACAUUAUACGACUGCCUCAAGGCCAGGAGCAGUCCCAUGUCAGAGGAGGAAGCAAGGCAGGCGACUCGCCAGCUUCUCGAAGGACUCGACUUUAUGCAUAAGGACAAUUAUGCACAUCGCGAUCUCAAACCGAGUAACAUUUUCAUCGCCUCUCCAUCUCCAGAUUUGUGGCUUAAGAUAGGCGACUUUGGAAUCUCGAAACGCGUCACCGAUGACACAGUGCUACACACAACCAAGAUGAACACAAGAGACUACUGCGCCCCCAAGAUGCGUGUCUUUGUGCGAGAUCGUGCCGAGGCGGACUCAUAUGUGUAUACCAAUGCCGUCGACUUGUGGUCUCUCGGCAUCAUUGUCUUCGAAAUGCUCACCAAGAAACGGCCCUUUCUUAGUCGAAAGGACCUGGAAGCCUUCUAUGAUGGGAAAUCAAGCUUACCCAUUGAGGCUCUCAGAGAGAAGUCAAUUUCUCCAGACGGAAUCGACUUCAUUGGCACUCUUCUCCGCCCCAGGCCUCAUGAGCGUCCAACAGCAAUCGGGGCAUUGGAAUUGCCGUGGCUGAAAGACGCUCCAGUCGAAGUUAGCGACAAAAAGCCUAGUCCUGCUACCGAGAAGACAGAACAGCCACAGGAAGAAUAUCAGCAGCCCGCCACGAGCAUUCGCCAGCGUGUCCCAGUGGUUCCACUGCUGCCAAGUGAGAGGUUAAAAGAGAGUAAAACAUCUCGCCGGUCAGCUGAAGACGAGGCAGAGCCAAGAAUGAUGGAUGCCAGGAUUCCUGCGAUAACUGUUACAGACAUCAGAACACCUUACUUUGUACUGUCCGAGGAUGACUUCACGCUCCAUUUUAAGUACCCAUCCUAUUUUAAGGUCAUUGAUUCGAUCCUUGCUGCGAGUGACCUGAAUCAUAUAUCUGAAAAGCGUAUUCUCGAAUGUCUCCAGGAGUCUGUGGACUUUGAUAUCACUCCGUACAAGGCCGUAAUCAAAGACUAUAUCGGGGCGCGUAUUAACGACACGUUCGCCCAGCAAGAGGCUGCGCGAUCUGCACUGUUGGAGCAGCAGCAGUAUGGAAGAAGGCUCGCAUCUGUUGGCAGUCAAACAAGCAAAGCUGCAGAAGGGCAGCUGUCAUCGAGGCCUGCUGCGCGUUCGUCUUCUGCAGAACCACGAAACAAGCUAGUCCAAAGCAGUGGUUGGUGGAGAGACGUGAAACAAGACCAAACCUUGAAACUCUCCCGCUCCUACGACGCAGCUCUAUCAGAGAUUCCUACCGCUAUGAUGACAAGAAGCCCAUCCCCAUGCCAGGCUCGAGCACAACAGCAGGAUUUGGAGAUAGCUCAAAACUGGAAUUCAUGGAAGUUCUAG